UCCCCAGAUUUAAUUUAAUCUCCCGAAAUCACAACUGAUCAGUUAUAUCGUCCAAUUUCAAAGAAGAAAGCAAUGUCAGGUGUAUCUCUAGCAGUGGCUCCCACUCCUCCGGGGUCGGAACCAGAGACUGUUCCGGCCACAACAAAACCUCACCCCCAACAGCAGGCGGCGGUGGGAGGCCUGAUGGGUUCGCUGCGCGUGAUAGAGCUUCAACUCGUGGCCUUCAUAAUGGUGUUCUCAGCGAGUGGCCUCGUCCCUCUUCUGGACUUAGCCUUCCCAGCAUUCGCUUCCCUUUACCUCUUCCUCCUCUCUCGCUUCGCCUUCCCUUCUCGUGGUGGUAGUUCCUCUGCCUCCCAACAGAUCUUCCAUGGCAGCAGAAUGUUCAGACUCUACGUCAUUGUCGGAACCAUCAUAGGCCUCUUCUUGCCCCUCUCCUAUGUGCUGGGUGGCUUUGCUAGAGGAGACGAACAUGCAGUGAGAUCCGCCACUCCUCACUUGUUCUUGUUGUCCUGUCAGAUUCUCACCGAGAACAUCAUAGGUGGUUUGUCUCUGUUCUCGCCGCCGGUAAGAGCCUUGGCGCCUUUGCUCUAUACGGUUCGAAGGAUCUUUGUGGACAUUGAUUGGAUCAACGAUACCUGGCUCCUCCAGACGUUGCCUGCAAAUGCACACUAUAAAGACGUGGCGUGGUGUUGGUUCGGGAGGAGUUUGGCGGCGGCGAAUCUGGUGUAUUUCUCAAUGAAUCUGUUUGCCUUUUUGAUACCCAGGUUCCUUCCCAGGGCAUUUAAGAGGUAUUUCGAAGAGAGCGGGGAGAUUUCUGCCAAGAUAGUGGAAGACAAGAGAUCUGCUACUAUCAACGUAACCCAGCGAGCUGAUAAGAAGAAAGAUUAA
This is a messenger RNA of Neltuma alba, 888 nucleotides long. RefSeq lists its product as uncharacterized. Lineage: Eukaryota; Viridiplantae; Streptophyta; Magnoliopsida; Fabales; Fabaceae. Bases 73 to 888 code for a protein of 271 amino acids. The transcript is spliced from 2 exons. The record is from RefSeq and is a predicted model, not a curated record.